This is a messenger RNA of Hydractinia symbiolongicarpus, 6152 nucleotides long. RefSeq names its product disco-interacting protein 2 homolog C-like. The record is from RefSeq and is a predicted model, not a curated record. The transcript is spliced from 30 exons. Lineage: Eukaryota; Metazoa; Cnidaria; Hydrozoa; Anthoathecata; Hydractiniidae. The coding region runs from base 249 to 5012 and encodes 1587 amino acids.
AUUUAAUAUUUUAGUGCAAAAGCCAACUUUUCAACAAUACCGAAAGAUCUUGACAAAAACAUUGUCAAAAAGUUAUCAGGGAAAAUUUCCAUUGAAAAGUGUGUUUUGAUUUUUCGUCUAUAUCAUAUAUAUAGUUGAACCUAAUUAGCAAGGGUCUAUUUAGUGGUUUUCUUAAACAAUGAGUAGGGAUAUGAUAUCUAUAAAUACGAUUAUAAUUAGCUAGCUGGCUUAAAGUAAAAAAAUAAGGUAUGGCUGAAAGAAUGAUUAAUCUUCCCGAUGAUGUAUGGGAUAAACUUCGAGAUCUUCAACAAGAGCUGGAUGAAGGUGAUAUUACGAAAAAGGGUUAUGAGAAGAAACGUGCAAAACUUCUUGAAGCGUAUAUAAACAAAGAUAUCCCCUCAACAGCAUCCACAAAACCAAAUGAACCUAUCCCACCUGCCAAUCCACCCUCCAAACCUCAGCCCAGCAAACCUCCACCCAAAAGUUCUGAUAUCAGAAAAUCGUCUAGCACCAAUUCACCAAAAUACACACGCAAGUCAUCAGCACCUUAUCCUAGUUCUUCUCCACACAAUUCGAGGAGGAGCUCUAGGGAUUCUCCAAAGCCCUCAAGACACUCUAGCACACCACAAAUUCCACAAGGUGUUCGACAGGAAGCUAUUAACCUUGCAUUACAAAAACGAAAGGAGAAAGAUGGAGACAGCAUUCCUCUUCCAGCUCCUACAAAGCGACAAUCAUUCGUUACAAGGAGACAGACUGAUCCCAAUGUUAAAAGAAACUCAAGUUACAAUGCUCAUCCUCCAACCAAUUUUAAAGACACACCUCCGAGUUCAAUAGAAAGUUUAAAUAAUGUAGUGACGUCACCAAUAACUGUUGAUCCUCCUCUAACAUCGAGCUCAUCUGUUAUUCGUAUCACACAUGACAUGCCGAUGAGAGAUCCCCAAAUUACUGUUGUUGAUGGAGAAACACGUAUUCAAGAUUUUGCUCCUCCCGACCUAAUGAGUGAUAUAAUGAUUCAAAACGAAAUAAACUAUCAAAAACAAAAACAAAGUGCAAAACAAUCAGGGGUCCGACUGAAAGUACCUGAAGAUCAGGGACCAAGCCGGGUUUCAACUAAAAUUCAACAGCUUCUAAACACAUUAAAGCGCCCCAAAAAGAAACCAAUGGAGCAAUUUUUUCAAGAUAUUGAUGAUGGUGUGGAAGUUACGUUGCCCGAUCCAGGUGCACCAAUGCCAGAGGGUGCGUCAAGUAAACCAGCUGUUGGUGAGCAACUGCUGAUAUCUGAUCGUUUACCAAACUCCUUCUUGGAUGCUGUCAGACGUUACGGCACAUCUUCUAACAAAGCACCAGCUAUUUCAGUUGUUGAUCACCAUGGAAAAAUUGUUUACACUUUACUAUAUGGAAAGCUGCUUAGUCGUAGUUACCGUAUUGCUUAUGCUUUGUUACAUAAAGUUGGGAGUCCAAAAGAUGGAACUUCCAUAAUGUUAGAAGACAGGGUUGGCUUGAUGUACAGUGCAGAUGACAUAGUUGGAUUUGCAUGUGCAUUCUAUGGUUGUUUAUUUGCUGGUGUUGUGCCUGUGCCUAUUUACCCGCCAAUACAAAAAGAUGAUGCAGGAUUGCAGCAAAUAGGCUUCUUAUUAAACAGCUGUGGAGUGAGUUGGGUUUUAACAUCAGAAUCAUGUUUAAAAAACUUACCAAAAGAUGAAAAUGGAUCCAAUGUUGCAAAUUUCAAAGGAUGGCCCAAAGUACAUUGGUUUCACACUGAGAAUUUAAAUCGUCCCCCAAGAGACUGGCAUCCCCCGCAUUUGACAAAGGACAAAAGAAUGGCAGCAUAUAUAGAACAUACUGUUGCUAAAGACGGCAGUGCUCUGGGUGUAGUGGUGACCAGAGAUUCCAUGUUUAUGCACACUGUUGCAUUAACACAGUCAUGUGGAUACACAGAAGGUGAAGUUAUGAUCAGUUUAGUUGAUUUCAAAAAAGAGAUUGGUCUUUGGCAUUCUAUCUUUGCAAGUGUACUCAGUGGAGUUCAUGUUGUGUUCGUCCCUCCUCUUGUUCAAGCUACUAGCUCCACAGUUUGGCUAUCCCUUAUCACAAGAAUGAAAGCUACAUGUUGUAUCGUUGCUUCAAAAGACUUGCAUUGGAGUCUACAUUCUGGUCGCGAACCAAAAGACGUCAAUUUACUUACUUUGCGAAUGUUGUUACUAGCAGACAGAGCUAAUCCUUGGUCACUUUCAGCCUGUGAUUCAUUUGUCAAUGAGUUUGAAGGAAAAGGUUUACGAAAAGAAGUGGUAUGCCCAUGUGCUCACUCUUCAUCAGGUCUUACCAUUGCCAUCAGAAGACCAGGUAACCCUGGUUCAACAGCAACUGGACGAGGUGUACUUUCACUGACUGGGUUGAGUCAUGGUGUUGUUCGUGUUGAUAAGGAAGGCUCAUUGACAGCUCUUACAUUGCAAGAUUGUGGAAUGGUGGUUCCUGGAGCAAAAGUCGUCGUGGUAAAGUUAGAAGGUCAACCCGAUCUAUGCAAAGUAGAUGAAGUUGGCGAACUCUGUGUCAAUGCAAAUUCAACUGGAAUUUCAUAUUUUGGUUUAACAGGCAAAACAAAUCAUACAUUUAAGAUGCAACCUAUUGAUGAGGGUAGAGUUUUACCAGAAGUUUAUGUAAGAAGCGGUUUGCUUGGAUUUCUUGGACCUGGUGGUCUUGUGUUUGUAACCGGAACAACCGACGGUUUAAUGGUAGUGCAAGGUCGAAAACACAACGCAGAAGAUAUUAAAGCCACCGUUCUUGCUGUGGAUCCUAUUAAAUAUGUUCACAGGGGGAGGAUUGCCAUUUUCUCCAUCACAGUGCUAAGGGAGGAACGUAUGGUGAUCGUUGCUGAACAGAAAAGUAAUUGCAGUGAGGAGGAGAGCUUUCAGUGGAUGUCACAUGUUCUCCCUGCUAUUGAUACUGUACACGCUGUAGGAGUUUAUUGCUUAUGUCUCGUUCCACCAAAUGGUUUACCAAAGUGUAGCAAUGGAAAAGUUUGUACUGAAGAGUCCAAACUAAAAUUUUUGGAAGGAUCUUUACAUCCAGUGAAUGUAUUGAUGUGUCCUCAUACGACUGUUACAAACCUACCAAAACCAAGGACAAAACACCAAGAACCAGGACCUGCCGCUGCUAUUGUUGGAGGGCUUUUAAAAGGGAACAGGAUGGCCGAGGCUUGGGGACGAGGUGUCGCUGAUUUGGAUGAUAAAACAGACGUUUCCAAAAAGUACCAGUUUUUAUCUGAAAUAUUAAAAUGGAGGGCGCAAACAAGCUCUGAACAAAACUUAUUUACGUUACUAAACAACAAGAAUCACGUAUCUGGCACUAUGAACUGUUUACAGCUGCAUAAGAAGGCUGAAAAAUUCGCCAUUAUGGCAACAGAGCAAGGAAAGUUAAAAUCAGGGGACCAUGUUGCUUUGCUUUACCCGCCUGGGUUAGACUUGAUUGCUGCAGUUUAUGGUUGUUUAUAUGUUGGACUUAUUCCAGUCCCAGUGCGUCCACCAAACCCAAAUAACAUAGGCACUACUCUCCCGACGGUUAAAAUGAUUAUACACGUGAGUAAGUCUGUUGGUAUGAUGACAACAGCUGGUGUGAUCAAGCUGAUUAAAAGCAAGGAAGCUGCUGCAGUGGUCGAUCAUAAAUCAUGGCCAACGUUGGUCAACACGGAUGACUUACCAAGAAAGAAAGUCAAUUUGAAUUAUCGUGCGCCCACACCAGAAAUGAUCGCGUAUUUAGAUUUCAGUGUGUCUACUACUGGUAUGUUAGCUGGUGUCAAGAUGUCACAUGCAGCUAUGACGUCACUCUGUCGAGCUCAAAAGUUGGCAUGUGAGCUGUAUCCUUCAAGAGAGGUUGCUAUCUGUAUGGAUCCUUAUUGUGGGUUGGGCUUUGUUUUGUGGUGUCUCAGCAGUGUUUAUUCUGGUCAUCAUACUAUCUUGAUUCCACCUGUUGAGCUGGAAACAUCACCAAGUCUUUGGUUGCAAGCUAUCAGCCAGUAUAAAGUUCGUGAUACUGUGUGUUCGUAUCCAGUCAUGGAAUUAUGUACAAAACAUUUAUCGCAACAUAUAAACACUUUAAAGAUGAAACACGUGUCUUUGUCGUCGUUAAGAACUUGCAUCGUGGUGGCUGAAGAAAGACCACGAAUUGGUUUGAUUCAGAAUUUCAGCGCCCUUUUUGCAGCACUUGGUUUGUCCACAAAAGUUGUGAGCACGUCCUUUGGUUCGCGAGUUAACAUUGCUAUUUGUAUGCAGGAAGCCUCACAUCCUGAAGCAUCUACAGUGUAUAUUGAUACAAGAUCAUUACGACAUGAUCGAAUACAAGAGCUCGAACGAGGUGCUCCUCAUAGUCUUUGUUUAAUGGAAUCUGGCCGAAUAUUACCGGGCGUUAAAGUUGUAAUAGCUAACCCGGAAACGAAAGGAUUAUGUGUUGAUUCACAACUUGGUGAGAUUUGGGUUUCAUCUCAACACAAUGGUAGUGGCUAUUUUAACGUGACCGAAGAUGACCAGCUGACUGAGGAACAUUUCCGAGCGCGCCUAGAAACGAAUGAUAAAGAGACAGUCUUUGCAAGGACGGGUUAUUUAGGUUUUGUGAAAAGAACGGAAAUCACGCAAACCGAUGGAGCUCCACACGACGCUUUAUUUGUUGUCGGGGCGCUGGAUGAAGCGUUGCUUUUACGUGGUCUCAGAUAUCAUCCAAUAGAUAUUGAAAUGAGUUUAAUCAGAGGACAUCGAAGCAUUGGAGAAUGUGCUGUGUUUACAUGGACCAACUUGCUGGUGGUUGUAGCGGAACUUGAAGGUGAUGAGAAAGAAGCUUUAGAUCUCGUCCCAUUGAUAACAACCAUUGUGUUAGAGGAACACCAGGUUGUGGUGGGCGUGGUCGUGGUGGUUGAUCCAGGAACAAUACCUUUAAACUCACGUGGUGAGAAACAAAGAAUGCAUCUACGAGACAGCUUUCUCGCUGAUCAACUGGAUCCUAUUUAUGUGGCUUAUAAUAUGUAACCGUUAUUAGAAGGUUAUAUCUUAGUGAAGUUCAGGUGUUAGUGGAAUAUCUUUGAAUAAGCGAGGCAUAUCUUUUGUUACGUUUUAAAGUUAUUCAAUUAAGUCUUAAGAUUGUAUUGUAAGUAAAAAUGAAACUGUUGGGCGAUAAAAUUUCCGAGCGUGUGUCGAUUGUUUUCUAACCUAAAGAAAAAUUUGUCACAGUCGAAUAAUGAAAGUGCAAGGAGAAAAAUACUCUUAGUUUUGUGCUUUUUCUUGAUGGAUUUCGCUUUCCCUUCUUUCUUCUGUAAAACCUAUUAGUUAACGUGCAAACUAAGCCUUAACUGACCUGAACUCUUUCUUGUUUAGAUGAUAAUUAAAAUUCUAUGUAGUUGUAAGCAUGUAUGUAUACAUGCAUUUACAUUAAGUCGUACACAAACUACGCUGUACUUAUUAAAUUAUGCUCAACAUUUAUUGACAGAUUAGUUUAUCUCAUAUACACAGGGCAGUACAAAUUCACGAUUUUAUUCGUUCCCUAUUUUGAUUACUGAUGUGGGGUGUAUAUAGUUCCGCGAAAGUCAGGUGCAUCCUGAUAAUGUUAAAGAAUUAGUUACCAGACCCAUCCACUGUUUAAUUGGAAGUCUGGGAAUAAAAAUUUUAGUUUUUCUGUUUUUUUUUUUUGCACAUUUUAUUUAUACUUAUAUAUUUUAACAAAUUAAAUGUAUAUUCCUUCUGAUGUUUCCUUUCGCGUUAUUCAUGCAGCUUUCUCCGUAAACAGGCUAGUGUGAUUUAACUAGACUGGACGCAUGUAUUAUUUUUCUUCUAAAAUUAUAGAUAAUAGAUUUAUUGAUUGUAUAUUACGUAAAGCUUACUUGUCCGACAUAAUUUUUCUUCACGCAUGCGCAGCAAAAUGUUUCAAUGAAACUGGCUACCAAGACUCAAAUGUUUUGUGUUAGUUUACGUCAUACGAGUUUUUAGUUUUUUUAAAUUUUUUAAGUCUAACAUAGUUGGACUCGUUUAUCCAUUGUAUGCAUUGUUUAUUUUGACUGACAACGUUGUGGAAAUUUUAGUACAAGCGAAAUUUAUAUAUAUUUUUUCUAUUGGUUUAUUGAUUGAUUGAUUUUAUCUGUCUGUAAUAUCGUUAAAGAAUGAUUCACUCCACAA